AGUUUGAGUUUGACAUCAGAAUUGUUGAAGUUAAUAGUUUAAGGGGACAUGUUGAGUUGUGAAAAUGAUAGCUUCACCGAGAAUGAUGGGAAUAGACGAGAAAAUACAUGUAACGUUGUUGAAGAAGGAGCAGCAGCAGCAGUACAAUCAGCACUUUUUUGUGGAGAUUUGAGCCUCCGUCUUUAAAGGGAAACUUCUCCGUACUCUUCCCUUUUUCUUCUUCAAGUCUUUUACAUUUUACCAUUUUUGACUUCUUUCUCAAGCUUUAAACAUAACCCCAUCUCUUAAUUUUGUUCAAGAUUGAAAAUUUAUCUUCUGGGCUGUUGGUGUUUUUACUGUUUGAUUUCAAGAACCAUCUCUCUCUCUCUCUCUCUCUCUCUCUCUCUCUCUCCCUCCCUCUCUCUCUCUCUCUCUCUCUCUCUCUCUCUCUCUCUCUCUCUCUCUCUCCUCUCUCCCUCCCUCUCUCCCUCUCUCUCUCCCCCCCCUCUCUCCCCCCCCUCUCUCUCUCCCUCCCUCUCUCUCCCCCCUCUGUGUAUGGAUGCAUUGGAUCGUGUGUUUGUUUGUUGUGAUGAAGAUUAUUGGGUUGACUAGCUAAUUGGGGUUUUUAAGUUUGAGAGUCUUGUUUAGUGCUAGAUUGAUAUAAACCAAAACAAAGAAAAAGAAAAGCUAUACAUGUUUUUGCCAUAAUACAUAAUCAUACUAUUACAAAGUUUGUAUAUAUAGUAGUAGAAGGGUAUUCAUCAAAUUCCUUUAGAAAUAAUUUCAAGUUCCAGGGAAAAUUUUAUUCCUUUCUUGUUUCUUUUAUUCUGACAAUAGAAAAAGAUUUUAACUUUAAACAGCCCACCAUUUUAUUUUGGGAUUUGGUAAAUUUCACCUCUAUUAGUUGGGUAAAGUUUACAUUUUCGAUCUUUUAGAAUUAAUCAGGUACAUUUACAGAAGAGAAGAAGAGUGAUACACAUUUUUUUGGGGGUUGGUAUAUGGUGGAUUGCAGUAUUCUAUGGGAUUAGCUGAUAGGGGUAUACUGGAUUUGAUACAGAAAGUAGGAUCUUGGAUUAAUUGGGGCAACGGUGAUCAAUAUUUUUGUUCGGGCGAAUACAAAAUGGAUAAAAUUUGCUGUGAUUGCAUGAUGACUAUUGCAGACUCUUGCAUUAGUUAUCAUUGUCAAAGAUGUGGUAGGAUGUUGUGUGACAAUUGUGUGCAGUCAAAUGGUUGUUUUGGAGGUGUUGCAUUGGAAGAUUCUGAUAACACAUAUGAUGCUGGCGUAAUUGGUUAUUGCAAAUUCUGCUCUCAUAUGAGUAAUAGGAAAAAAGUUGGAAAAAGGCUCAUUGAAAAAGUUCAUCCUGCAGAGUCUCCACGACAAAGUUUUGAACCACCAUCUCCUUGUUUCAAUGAGAGAUGCGAUGACUGUGCUAAUCAGGAUUUUGCUAGAUGCAGAACUCAUUACUCUCCAAGCAGGAGUGAUGGAUAUGAUAGAGAGGAUUCCACCAAAACCUUCUUCAGUUCAUUUUUUGAUGAUACAUCAGAUAUAGAUUCAAGUAGUAUGAGCGCUAGACAUGAGUUUUACAAUAAUAAGUCAGUUGGAUCAAGUCCAAUGGACAGUCCCUGUAGAAUCCAUAAUUUUGAUAAGACAGGGCAAUCUGCAGAGCAGGAGCAAGUUAGGACCGGAAUGUCUCAGAAUGAUGGCCCCUUCGAUCAAGAUACUUCAGCUGUACCAGAAAGGCCUGACACAGGUACCGAGGAUAUUGACCAUACUUGUGAAAACGAGGAUCUUUUAUUGGCAUUUCAGGAUCAACAGCACUUAAAUUUGGAGAACAAUGGUCUCAUCUGGUUUCCUCCUCCUGCUGUUGAUGAAAAUGAUGAGAGAGAAGAUAACUUUUUUGCUUAUGAGGAAGAUGAGGAUGACAUUGGGGAGGUAACUCCGAUGUUGUCAUCUGGUGAAUUGAAUAGCAUGCUACCUGAGAAGGAGAGAGAUUGUGGCCAAAAGGAAUCUUUAAAAGCUCUCGUGCAGGGGCAUUUUAGGGCGCUCGUGUUACAGCUCUUGCUUGGGGAGGGUAUAAAGGUGGAUAAAGAAAAUAGUGAAGACAACUGGCUUGAUGUAGUUACAGCAAUAUCCUGGCAAGCUGCAAACUUUGUGAAACCAGACACUAGCAGUGGAGGCAGUAUGGAUCCUGUUGAUUACAUAAAAGUUAAAUGUAUAUCAUCUGGAGUUCCUAGUGAAAGUAAAUUCAUUAAAGGAGUAGUGUGUACCAAAAAUAUAAAACACAAGCGCAUGAUUUCGCAAUUUAGAAAUGCCAGACUACUUAUUUUGGAAGGAGCACUUGAGUACCAAAGAGUUCCAAAUGAGCUGGCAUCUUUCGAUAUGCUCCUACAACAGGAAAUUGAUCAUCUGAAGAUGAUUGUUUCAAGGAUAGAGGCUCACCGCCCAAACGUGUUACUGGUUGAAAAAAGUGUAUCUUCAUAUGCCCAAGAGUAUCUGUUGGCAAAGGAGAUCUCCUUAGUGCUGAAUGUUAAGAAGCCUCUGCUACAGAGAAUAGCUAGGUGUACUGGUGCUUCUGUAACUCCAUCAAUUGAUAAAUUGUCUACUGCACGUUUGGGACAGUGUGAACUCUUCCGCAUAGAAAAAGUAUCUGAAGACCUCGAACAAGCUAAACAUCCCCAAAAGAAGCCAUCUAAAACCUUAAUGUUCUUCGAAGGUUGUCCAAGGCGUUUAGGUUGCACGGUACUGCUAAAGGGUUCCUCUCGUGAAGAACUAAAGAAAGUUAAGCAUGUUGUUCAGUAUGCAGUUUUCGCAGCAUAUCAUUUGUCCUUGGAAACUUCUUUCCUCGCAGAUGAGGGUGCUAGCUUACCUAAACCAACUUCAAGAUCUUCAUUUUCAAUACUUGAAAGGACAAGUAUCGACAGUGCCAUUUCUGUUGUCCCUACUCCAACCUCCUACUCGGAAAUUGCUGAUCUCCCAAGUUUUCAUGAGGAGUCUGCAGGCCUCAAGUUAGAACUUGAGGCAAGGGAGUCAGUAAUUGAGCCUUUUAAUUCUCAAUUUAUCUCUUCUCCUGCCUCUGUGAAGUAUGGUGUAGAAACCUCUGAUGUACUUAAUAAUGGUUUACCAGCUACAUUUAUUUCGGAGGAAUAUAGGCCAGGUGUAGUUUCUACCGGAAGUAGAAAUUUUGAUCGGGAGGAUUCCCAGCUGACCAUAAACUAUAUGCAACCAUCUGAACCCUUUAAUCAGAAAAAACAUGAACAAUUAAAAGAUAUUGAUGGCUCUAGUGAAUACAAUUCAGCAGGUGAUAGUCACCAGAGCAUACUGGUAUCUUUUUCAAGUCGCCGUGUCCUUGAUGGAACUGUCUGUGAACGUUCUCGACUCUUGCGCAUUAAGUUCUAUGGUUGUUUUGAUAAGCCACUUGGAAGGUAUCUUCAAGAAGAUCUGUUUGAUCAGACUUCCUGCUGUGAAUCAUGCAAAGAGCCGGCUGAUGGCCACAUAGUUUGCUAUACUCACCAGCAGGGUAAUCUAACAAUAAGUGUUAGGAGACUACCCACGGUGAGACUGCCUGGAGAACGAGAUGGAAAAAUUUGGAUGUGGCACCGAUGCCUCAGAUGUACACAUGUAGAUGGGGUUCCACCGGCAACCCGCAGGGUGGUUAUGUCUGAUGCUGCUUGGGGUCUUUCUUUAGGAAAGUUCUUAGAACUUAGUUUCUCAAACCAUGCAACUGCUAAUCGUGUUGCAAGUUGUGGUCAUUCUCUGCAAAGGGACUGUCUUCGGUACUACGGAUUUGGGAGUAUGGUAGCAUUCUUCCGCUAUUCUCAUAUCGAUAUUUACUCGGUUUGUUUGCCCCCAUUAGCACUUGAGUUUAUUCCCCAUUCACAGCAGGAUUGGAUAAAGAAAGAGAUGGCAGAGAUUUUGAACAAGCAAGAAGCUUUAUACGAGGAAAUAUUGGGUUUACUUUAUAAGAUUGAACAGAGAAGUACAUCUCUUGGACAAGAAUCGUCUACGAGAAAUGAGUUGCAUAAACACAUAAUUGAGUUGAAAGACCAGCUCAUAAAAGAAAGAGAUGAUUCUCAGUGCAUAUAUCAGCAAUUUAGCAAAGAUAGUUCAGAACUAGUCCCAGCGACAAUGGAUGUUUUUGACCUUAAUCAAUUGAGACAAUCACUCCUGAUUGUUUCACAUGAUUGGGAGCACCGGCUUAGUUCAUUAGAUUCUCUCAUUAGCUCCAAUGCAGGGUUACAAGAUUUGAGAAGUGUUUCGUGUAUUAAUGAUAUUAGUCUUUCCUGUGACCGUGAUAAUGAUGGUGUCUCUGAUCUGGUUUUGAAAUUGCCAGAUUUCCUCCAGAAAGAUAUACCGUACACACAAGACAGAGAGCCUGAAAAAUCCCUGGUUGAUUCUGGUGUUCCUAAAGUUAACAUGCCGAUGUCAUGCAAGACUAAGAAUGAGACAUUGACACACUUGGAUGGGGAACCUACAGUCAACAAGACGCUCUUGGAUCGUGCUCCCUCAGCUGCAUCUGAAUUGUCUGAUAAAAUUGAUUCUGUAUGGAAUGGUACAGCAGACAGUCCGUUGAAAUUGCCUUCUUGGAGAUUGCUAUCACCAGCAAGAGUUCAAUCCAUUGAUUCUGCUAUAAGUAUCCAAGAAAAGCUAAUGAAAGGAUUACCGCCCUCAUCAUUUCAUUUAUUAGCAAUUAGAUCUUCUCACGCCUCUGGGGACUAUGCAAACAUGUCUAGAGAUCCCUUACUUAAUGUACAGAGGACUUAUUCUCAAAUGUCACCUCUUGAGGCCCAGAAGUUUAACCUUUGGAACACCUCACACUCAUUUAACUCGUCUGCAUCUCUUUUGCCUGAAGGGGCACGAUUGGUACGUCGGCAAGAUGGCCAGACAGAUUUGACCAUUGUUGUUUAUGACAAUGAACCAACUAGCGUGAUUUCAUAUGCUCUCAGUUCCAAAGAGCAUAAAGACUGGAUAGCUGAUGAGCCUUGUGAAUUUGAAGAAGCCUGGAAUGCUGCUCAACUGAAGCGAGAGAAUUCUGUGGCUUCAACCAUUCCAGCCUGGCAGUCUUUUGGUUCUGUGGACUUGGAUUAUAUCCACUAUGGAAGUUAUGGUUCUGAAGACGUUUCAACAACCAUUAGUACUAUGCUUACAGAUACAACCAAUAGCAGUUCCCAUUUUAAAAUUGCUUUUGAGGAUGAUAACCCCAGUGCUGGAGGAAGGGUAAAGUUUUCUGUUACCUGUUAUUUUCCAAAGCAAUUUGACGUGCUCAGAAAGAAAUGUAGCUGUAGCCAAAUAGAUCUUGUACGUUCUUUGAGCCGCUGCAAGAGGUGGAGUGCACAAGGUGGAAAAAGCAAUGUGUACUUUGCAAAGUCUUUGGAUGAAAGGUUUAUUAUAAAGCAAGUCACGAAGACUGAAUUAGAAUCUUUUGAAGAGUUUGCACCUGAGUACUUUAAUUAUAUGAAAGAUUCCCUCGACUCCAGAAGUCCAACAUGUCUCGCGAAAAUUCUGGGGAUAUUCCAGGUAACCGUCAAACACUUGAAGGGUGGAAAGGAAACAAAAAUGGAUCUGAUGGUGAUGGAAAAUCUAUUUUUCAGAAGAAAUAUUUCAAGAAUCUAUGAUCUUAAGGGCUCUUUACGAUCUCGUUACAAUUCAGAUACUACCGGAGUGAACAAGGUGUUGCUUGACAUGAAUCUCUUGGAAGCAUUGCGAACAAAUCCUAUGUUUCUUGGAAGUAAGGCCAAGAGAAGCUUGGAAAGAGCAAUUUGGAAUGACACAUCCUUUUUAGCGUCUGUAGACGUUAUGGAUUAUUCUUUGCUGGUCGGAGUAGAUGAAGAAAAGAAAGAGCUGGUGGUUGGGAUAAUCGAUUACAUGAGACAAUAUACAUGGGAUAAGCACCUGGAGACAUGGGUGAAGAGCUCUGGAAUACUAGGAGGUCCAAAGAAUGCUGCCCCAACUAUCGUGUCGCCGAAACAAUACAAAAAAAGAUUUAGAAAAGCAAUGACAGCUUAUUUUCUAACAGUACCUGAUCAGUGGUCAGCAUAAAGUUUCAUUAGUUGAUUUAGGAUUUGAGGUGAUAAUUCAUGUUACAUGUACAUUAUAUCUAAUCUUUUGCACAACAUAAUUGAAAUAACCAAAGAUUACUAUUGGUUGAUUAUUA
Daucus carota subsp. sativus is the source of this 6131-nucleotide messenger RNA. RefSeq names its product putative 1-phosphatidylinositol-3-phosphate 5-kinase FAB1C. The record is from RefSeq and is a predicted model, not a curated record. Bases 998 to 6016 code for a protein of 1672 amino acids. The transcript has 11 exons. Gene Ontology annotation, molecular function: 1-phosphatidylinositol-3-phosphate 5-kinase activity; ATP binding. Gene Ontology annotation, biological process: phosphatidylinositol phosphate biosynthetic process. Gene Ontology annotation, cellular component: endosome membrane. NCBI's taxonomy places the organism in Eukaryota, Viridiplantae, Streptophyta, Magnoliopsida, Apiales, Apiaceae.